AGGAGUAAAAGAAUGAGUAAAAAAAAGACUGGGCCAGACUCAGGACUAAAGCGAGCUCACCUGUGAUGUGCUGAAGAGGAUGGGAUUCUCUUUGUGUAACAUUCAUUACGACUACCAAAAACAGACUGUAAACUUCCUUCUGAAUAUCUUGUUGCCUGUUACAUUGAGAUGAACAGGGUUUAACAGCUACUCACUGUCAAAUAAAUAGAGUAAGAAGUUCGGACUAACCUAAUACAGGAGUAUCCUGCAUUAGAGAAGAUAUGGCACAAACAGUUACUCCCCAGGAGGAUACAGCUGUGAGGACUGCUUGCCAUGUUUCUUCAUGCUUUUGUAAAAUCCAGGUAUAGGAGUAACUUUUCAAAGGCCAUGCUAUUUCCAGAGAUUGAACUAGAACCGCUAGACCUGUCUUACUCAGACUGAACUUUAAAAAGCCAAAGCUUAUGAAUAAAACAUCAGAAAUCACACAGAUUUCUCCGGUUGCACUGAUCUUUGCUGCUAAUGCUGCUUCUUUUGUACAUAUUGUGUUGCAGGCUCCACCUUUGCAGUGUCCCUCGUGCAACAUGAGCAUUUCUUGCUUCAGAAUGUGGGGCUCACAGGCAACUCACAAGAGUCUCAAUGGACCUAAGAAUGAGGUGUAAGAGUAACUGUAACUAGGUCUUUUAUAGAACAGAGAUAAACAUUGCAAGAGAUGUUUCAAAAGCUGGUCUACUUAUGUAAGAGAGAAGUGCAGGAGUUAAGAGAUCCUCUCCCUUUACGUUAAAGCCUUCUCCCAUUCCUUGCCAUUGAUAUCCUCUGUGAUAAUGGUCUGCACGGUGCCCUCAUCCAGACAAUGGGGAGCUAUUCCUGAAGAAAGACAGAGUACAUAGAAACCAACAUCCACAUCUUGUCUGGGAGAUGCCUGCACUGCUCUGGAUGGGGCAUCUCAGGGAAUGCUAAAUGUUCAGUCCAGCUAUUGCUGUACAUCUGAGAAGCCUAGAUGGGAAGAAGCCCACACAGCAAUAGCAGCUUGAAGCGUGAGGCUGGAACAAUGAAGUGUCUGUUUUGUUUCUUUGUGCAAAUGCUGCAACUGUAAAGGAAGAAAGAGACUUUUCUAGAAGCAGUGGACAAGUUGUGGACUGCAGUCAGAUCUGUCACAGACCUCUGGACAACAGAAAUUCCACUGACAGCUAAAAUGGCUCCUGGAAGCAUCACAGAGGCAGCUUGGAUUCUCUCGUGGACCACCACCAUCUAGAAGUUCAAUGCUGCACCGUUAACAGGCUGCUAUUAUGAGUGUGGUCAUCUCUGAAGAGGAGGAGGACUCUCACCCAUGGAUGUAAAUAACUUGGGGUCUGCUUUCACACUAAUUAACACUUGUUGGUAUUUGGCUUGGUUUAUACUGAGAGAUUAUUUACCCUCUGAAGAAUUCCUUGGGACUCCUUGUCAGAUCAGUUCUUGGGUGGAGCUUGCAGCAACUUGGGUGCUGUGGAGAGGUGGAAACUGCAGCUGAGAAAUGAUUUUGGGGAAAGGAAGACAGAAAAGCACAAGCAAACUAUUAUGGAAAUGCAAAUAGCUCUCUAAAGGAUCAGCAAAUAUACCAGCUAUGGAGUCUGGCUGUAGUCCCAGCAAAGGAGAUUUCGCUUCAGGGAAAACCUGUUAACCAUUUGGAGGGAGUACAUGUGAAUAAGAUGGAAUUAUUAAAGAAGGCUUUGCUUCAGGUUUAGUCUCCUAGCACAGAAAAUCUUUGAAAGACCAUCUCUCUUAGAAAUGGAUAACUUCACAAGUGGGCAGCCAGGCCCAGGUCAGAGGAAUAGGCUGAUGGGAUUGCUAGAAACAGAUGACAGUACCCCAGAAGAUAAACGUGCACCUAGUAAAAAGGAAGAAAGAUCCGGACCUGGAAAGAGAGAGCAGCGACCCUUGGAGACACCGUAUCAGGAGGAAAGCAGUAACUUUCCUCCUAAAAUCAAGGUUAACCUGAACUAUCGACCAGGACUUGUUAGCAAUCCAAAGGACCCAAAUCGCUUUGACAGAGGCAGGCUCUUCAGCGCAGUCUCAGAGGGCAGCCCCGAGGCACUGGAUGGUUUACUUGAGUACUUAAGGAGGACCUCCAAAUUUCUCACCGAUUCUGAAUACACAGAUGCAAAUACUGGGAAAACCUGCUUAAUGAAAGCCUUGUUGAACUUAAAAAAUGGAAAGAAUGACACAAUCCCACGUUUGCUGGAAAUAGACCAAAAUACGCACAAUCCCAGGCCACUUGUCAAUGUGGCAUGCUCUGACUGUUACUACAGAGGCCAAACAGCACUCCAUAUUGCCAUAGAGAAAAGGAGCCUAGAUUUAGUGAAGCUUCUAGUAGAGAAUGGAGCUGAUGUCCAUGCCAGAGCCCAUGGUGAAUUCUUCAAGAAAAAGAAAGAAGGAGUUUACUUUUAUUUUGGUGAACUUCCUCUGUCCUUGGCUGCUUGUACCAACCAGCCUGAGAUUGUGGAAUAUCUUCUAAACAAUCCCCACCAGAAAGCCAGGCUCCAGGAGCAGGACACGCAGGGCAACACAGUCCUCCAUGCCCUGGUGAUGAUUGCAGAUGACACUGAGGAGAACACCAAGUUUGUGAGCACCACAUAUGUUGAGAUCUUGAAGGCAGGUGUGAAGGUUGACCCAGUGUUGAAGCUGGAGGAGAUUGUGAAUUAUGAUGGAUUAAAUCCUUUGCAGCUCGCUGCCAAAACAGGCAAAGUGGAGAUCUUCAAGCACAUUAUACAAAGAGAGAUCAAAGACCCAGUGUACAGGCACCUGUCACGCAAGUUCACUGAAUGGACCUACGGGCCUAUCCAUGUGUGUCUCUAUGACUUGUCCUCUAUAGACAGCUUCGAGGAGAACUCUGUGCUAGAGAUUCUGGCAUACAGCAGUGACACACCGAAUCGGUACAAGAUGGUGGUUUUGGAGCCACUGAACAAACUGCUUCAGCAAAAAUGGGAAACAUUUGCUUCCAAGAGAUUCUACUUCAGUUUUGUCUCAUACUUGUCAUUCAUGAUCAUCUUUACAGCCAUUGCGUACUAUCAACCCCUACGGGUAAAGCCUUCCUUUCCAGUGGAAUUCACGGCUGGAGGCUUCCUCUGGGUCUCUGGACUAAUCAUUAUCUUGCUAGGUGGCAUUUAUCUAAUCUUUGCUCAGAGUCUGUACUUGCGGAGGAGACGCCAGUCCCUGAAGACUAUGUGUUCUGACAGCUGCAUUGAGAUCUUGAUCUUCAUCCAGGCUUUCUCAUUGCUGCUGUCAGCAGUCCUGUAUGGUGCAAGUUCAGAAAACUAUGUGGCAGUGAUGGUGUUCUCCCUGCUUCUGGGAUGGGUAAACAUGCUGUAUUACACUCGGGGCUUUCAACGCACUGGCGUCUACAGUGUCAUGAUCCAGAAGACUAUUCUGAGAGAUCUGCUGCGUUUCCUCUUGGUUUAUAUGAUCUUCCUCUUUGGCUUUGCUGCAGCUCUGGUUACACUGAUGGGGGAUGCUCCUUCAGUCUCUCAGAACAAGUCUCUUGCUCAUUUGGAGAGCACUGGGAACCAUGCUAUGUAUGGUGGGCUGCUUAGUGUCUCCCUGGAGCUCUUCAAGAUCACCAUUGGGAUGGGAGACCUGGAUUUUCAGGAACAUGCCAGAUUCAGAUACUUUGUCAUGCUCCUGCUGCUUCUCUUUGUGAUCCUCACUUACGUUCUUCUGCUCAACAUGCUGAUUGCACUCAUGAGUGAGACUGUCACAGAUAUUUCUAGUUACAGCAAAAGCGUCUGGAAGCUACAGAGGGCUAUUGCUAUUCUAGAGAUAGAGAAGGCCUGGCUGUGGCGCCAAGGUGGGAAAAGGAGAUCUGGCUGCUUCAUGUCAGUGGGCCUCAAUAAGAAAGAUGAAAGGUGGUGCUUCAGAGUAGAGGAAAUUAAAUGGACUGAUUGGGCAAAGGAUGUAGGAUUUCUUAAGGAAGACCCUGGCAACACCAAUGAUUCAGAAAUACAUCCAGAAGAGACAAGAUCAUGGAAACGGAUGCCACAGAAACAACUGAGACCAGCUGGUUCAGAGGAGCAGUCACUAUUGCAGUCCCAAAUGUCAGCAACUGAGAUGAUGCCUCUAGAGGGACAAACCAGGAAUCCUUAGGAGGUUUUCUGGAUUGCAACCUUGCUUCCACCUUCAAAGGAACAGUUCUUCCUCUAGUACCUGGAAAAACAGAAGACAUUAUCAGUAUUAAAGUGCAUUUAAUUGAAGACUGUGGUUCAGCCUGUGGCUUUAAGUAUUUUCAUGCACUUUAAUCAUUAAUUUCCUCUGAAGAUACUAUUUUUAUUCAACAUUCUUUGCCUGGCACUCUCUUUUUAAUAUGUCUAAAGGUGCAAGAGCAAGAUCACAGGGCAGUGGGAGUGGUCUGUGGGAGGCAGCACUUUCUGAGCUGUAUAGAAAUAAUGCUACUUGCCAUAGAGAAGCAGAGGAUGAAGUGACUGAUCUAAGAAUGGGUCAACGGUUACUAUUUUGUCACAAGAGACUGCACUGAAGUGCUUUGGAAUAAAGACUGUUAUAGAGUCCUAAAAGGUUGCUAAGGAUGGGAUUAGCUUCUGUGCAGAACACUGUUGGUAUGACACAUGAGUGGACAAAUACUCUUCAGUCAUCAAAAACUCUACUGAGUCUUUGUGUCAGUGCCUGCAGUGCUCAGUGUGUAGCCCAUAUCAGAACUCCCAUUUUACAGUAUUAUAAUGAAGUUGUUUGCACGAUGUGCACACUUGCUUAAGAGCACAAUAGUGAUGUGGAUUUCCUGGGCCUGUAGCUUCACAUGGGGAAUUUCUGAAACAUCUGUCUUUCACAGGUUGCUUUGUGUCUGUAGAAAACAGCAGCAGAAUCCUGCACAUGGCUUCUGAGAGACAGAUAGCCCACAAUGUAUCAUGUGGUUAACGUUUCCUGUCAGUGUUAGUGAGCAUCCUGUCUUGCUGUAAAUGAUUACAAGGACUUCAUUGCUUUUUGUAAUGUGCACACUGCCUCAGGCAGGAUGAGCAGUGUACUUUGGACUCUGUGAAAGAGGUAAAAAUGAGCAGUCUCACUUUCAGCCUUUAUUUAAAAAUAAUAACAUGAGUAUUUCUGUGAACUGUC
Messenger RNA from Melopsittacus undulatus (budgerigar), 5073 nucleotides. RefSeq names its product transient receptor potential cation channel subfamily V member 2 (gene TRPV2). The record is from RefSeq and is a predicted model, not a curated record. Bases 1744 to 4095 code for a protein of 783 amino acids. NCBI's taxonomy places the organism in Eukaryota, Metazoa, Chordata, Aves, Psittaciformes, Psittaculidae. Gene Ontology annotation, molecular function: calcium channel activity; protein binding. Gene Ontology annotation, cellular component: plasma membrane. The transcript is spliced from 21 exons. Gene Ontology annotation, biological process: calcium ion import across plasma membrane.